Carcharodon carcharias (great white shark) is the source of this 375-nucleotide messenger RNA. RefSeq names its product late histone H2B.L4-like. The record is from RefSeq and is a predicted model, not a curated record. Gene Ontology annotation, cellular component: nucleosome. NCBI's taxonomy places the organism in Eukaryota, Metazoa, Chordata, Chondrichthyes, Lamniformes, Lamnidae. The transcript has a single exon. Gene Ontology annotation, molecular function: structural constituent of chromatin; protein heterodimerization activity; DNA binding. Bases 1 to 375 code for a protein of 124 amino acids.
AUGGCUGCGGCUAAGGGUGGUGCGUCCUGCAAGGUGUCAAAGCAGUCGCUGACUAAAGUCACUAAGAAGCUCCCCAAGAAGUGGAGGAAAUCUCACAAGCAGAAUUAUUCCACUCACAUGUACAGGGUCCUGACCCAGGUUCACCCUUCCACCAAGAUCUCAUCCAAGGCCAUAAGUGCCAAGUGCUCCUACCUUGUUGACAGUUUCGAGUGCAUCGCCUCCGAGGCCAUGCAACUCAUUCACUACAACAAGCACCACACCAUCUCAGCCAUGGAAAUCCAGAGUGCCAUCCACCUCAUGCUGCCGGAGGAACUGGCCAAACACACCAUCUCCGAAGGCACCAAAGCAGUCACCAAAUACACCAACUCCAUUUAG